UUUUUACUUGCCAAAAAAUUGAUGAGCGAAUCGGAGGUGCAGGCAAACGAAGAAAAAGGCGACUUGGAGAAUUGUGGAUAGUGUGUAAAUUCCGACUAUAAUUAUUUUAAUAUUCAAAUAAGUUUUCCGUGCAUUAAAAGGUAAUUUGGUAAUAUACGAGAAAGGAGCGUGAAAGAAAAAUACCUGGAAACGACGCCAAGUUCAAAAACGGGCAAGUGGAAGAAGCAGAGCCCCAAAGAAGCAGAAGAAAAAACCAAGCAGAAGAAGCAGCAUUAUUGGCAGGGGCAGAAGCGCACUAGUAGCCCUUGAAGAAAAAAACGGGGAAAAAUCAAAGAUAUAUUUCAAUUGUCGAAGGCGGACGUGUAAAGUGAUCGAAAGAAACAAAAUUUAUACAAAUAAAAGCAUACUCAUAUAUCAUUGGAUAAUUUGACGCAUCGUUCGUACAAAAGUAGCAAAACGGCAGCGAUUACAGCAACAACUACGCCACCAGCUUCGACAAUGGAGAAGCCGAAGGAAUUGAUCAUUGAGCCAAAAAGCGAACUGCGCUUUAUAGGUCCAUUUACUCGUCCUGUUAUUACUGUUAUGAAAAUAACUAAUCCAACAGAUAACAUAAUACUGUUCAAGAUCAAAACGACCGCCCCGAAACGGUACUGUGUGCGCCCGAAUUUCGGUUCACUUGAACCACAUACGCAUGCCAGAAUUGAAAUUUGCUUACAACCAUUUGCGUAUGAUCCCAACGACAAGAAUAAGCAUAAGUUCAUGGUGCAGAGCCUGGUUGUGCACGAUCGUUCAGUUGAAGACUGGAAUAAGUUGUGGAAGGAGUCGGAACCGCAACAAUUGAUGGAUGUUAAGUUGAGAUGUGUCUUCGAGAUGCCAACUGUAACGUCAGCCGCAGACAGCAGUGGUGGUUCAGGCACUAACGAGAUAGUUAAAGAAACGUCAACAAAAAUUGAGUCAGAAAAUAAAGCAAUUCCAUUUCGCGAGGAGAAGGUCUCAAAUGUGCAACCAUCAGAGCAACGUGAAGAGCUAUUGUCUGACAUUAGGCGGCUGCGCGAAGACAAUGAGAAAUUACAAAGAGAGAAGCGUCAUCUUACAGAUGAAAUCGUCAAAAUUCGGGAUUCCUAUUCGAAACCGAUGUACGAUCAGGCCUAUACACCGAUACUGGGCGAGAAGCAAAUUCCGGUAUUUUAUAUAGCGUUGUCGAUUGUUGCGGCCAUAUUCGGUUUCCUGUUUGGCAAAUAUUUUUGAAUGCAUACAACGCAAGCAAAACUAUGAAGUGCGGGCAUGUUUACCAACAAGAUCGCAACAGCAACAACAGCAUAAUAUGUAUAAGCAACAGCAAAAAUACAAACCAGAUGAACAAUGAACACGAAACUUAAAAUAUAUAUUUAAAACAAGCAAGAAGCCAGCGGUAAAAACAAAAGCAACAAAAAUUAUCUAAUGAAAUAAACAAAUAAUUAAAGCUAAAAAAAAAACAAACGAUAAAAAAUUAAUAAAUAUUGUUGAAAGGUUAUUUUGAAAUACAUGUAACCACAUACAUAAAUGGCGAUGAGCGGACAGGUGCGCAUAGAAACUUGAGAAAAAUUCAUUAAAGCUAAAAAAUCAUUAUUUGCAAAAACAAAAAACAAGGUAAAUUGCAGUAUAACUUAACACACACACGUAAACAUAUAAUGAAACAGCAAGUAAAUGUAUAAAGCUCGGUGUAAAGUAGAUAAAACAUUAGUAACGGUGGUGACUGAACGAACGUUUGGAAGUAGAGAGGGAGGGAGGGUAGUUCAAAUAAAAUUCUGUGUUUGUGUGAAACCUUGCAGAAUAUACGUUUUGUAUAGCCACAGCGCACCGAUUGAACGUUGGCACGGCAUUUAUUCAUAACUUUAUAUUGUAGGAAAAAGUGGAAAGGGCUAAACAAUGAACUACGACUAAAAACAAAAAUAUGAAAAAGUUAAUACAAAAGAAUGAAUAAUUAAAAAUGAAAGAAUAUGCACUAUAAAAAGCAUUAGGUUUAAUAAAUAACAACUAAUGUAUUUUAUUUUAAUUUCUUUAAUCAUGCGCUUACCGUGUUCUAGAAACGAAAUUCUCUAGCAAUAUCUUUAAUCUCGGAACUAUUACUGAAUAGGUUAAAUAUAUGUAAUAGUAACUCAUUUGCCUUUAAAUACAAAAAAUAGUUAAACGCAUACCUCUUACAUAAAAUGUCUACUAAUUUAAUGGGAUUGAGCUAUAUUUGAUGUUUGUUUCAAGAGAACAUUACAUAUGUACGUAGUAUUUUCUAAUUUAACUCACUCGCAUGAGUAAUUCACAAAAAUUCCUAACAAUUUUAAACAUUGCAAAUCGAAUCGUUGGGUAGGCUCAACGUUUAAAAUAGUAUGGCUUCUUAACGAUUUUACAAACAUCAAUGUCAAGUGUAUGCAAUUUUUUUCAUUUGCCUACUUUCUGUUUCGUUUAAUUACAAAUAAAUGUCAACUGCUAAAGCAAUCAAAUACACAUAUUCAAAAAAAAAACUUUUUUUCAAACAUUUGAAGUAUUUAGGCUUUGUAUCCACGUACAAAACACGGUUUAUAGUACUCGUAAAUCCUGAAUGCAUCUGUCGGUUUUUUGCUCCUAUAGGUUAGUCGCACACUACUUUGUAGAAAAUACAGCUUUGCUUUUGAUUUUACUUAAAUAUAAAAAUUUUGUUUUGUGUAAUUUUGUUGUUCAAUCUACAUAUAUAUAAUUUGAAGAAAAUAUGCUUCGUGUUACUUCGAAUUACUUUUAGCGUUGUUUUAUAUUUAAUUUUCGUUUAAUUUUAUUAUAUACGCUUUUGCCGAAAUGUAUGUGUUUUUUUUGUGGUAAUUUCUCAAGUAUAAGUAAAUAAAUACAACAUUUUAAAUAACAAUCACGAGUCGGUCAA
Molecule: messenger RNA, 2887 nt
Organism: Rhagoletis pomonella (apple maggot)
Lineage: Eukaryota; Metazoa; Arthropoda; Insecta; Diptera; Tephritidae
Gene: Vap33
Product: vesicle-associated membrane protein/synaptobrevin-binding protein
Exons: 7
Coding region: 499-1248 (249 amino acids)
Biological process (GO): endoplasmic reticulum membrane organization
Cellular component (GO): plasma membrane; endoplasmic reticulum membrane
Molecular function (GO): FFAT motif binding
Source: RefSeq, a predicted model, not a curated record